AUGAUGCUCAUCUCCCACUGGCACGUCCACACCAGCAAGAAGCCUGCUGACUGCAGCAAGAGCUUCUGCCAGGGCUCCCAAUCCCUCCAUCACCGCCGCAGCCCCGGGGAGAGGCCGCACGUCUGCAGGUGCUGCCGCCAGAGCUUCCAGCAGAACUCGACACUCGUCGCCCACUGGCACGGCCACGCCGGCGAGAAGCCCUUUGCCUGCGCCGGCUGUGGUGAGAGCUUCAGCCAGAGCUCCAGCUCCAACACACACUGCUGCAUCCACACUGUCAAGAAGCCCUUUGUCUGUGACAUCUGCUGCAAGACCUUCUCCAAGAGGUCCACCCUCCACCAACACAUGUGGGCCUACACUGUUGAAAAGCCCUUUGCCUUUACUGACUGUGGGAAGAGUUUCGCUAGCGAGUCCCACCCCACCCAGCAUCGCUGCACCCACACUGGCAGGAAGCCCUUCAUUUGCAACAGCUGCAGCAAGAGCUUCUCCAGCAAGUCCAGCCUUAUCCGGCACCGCUGCAUCCACACCGGGGAGAGAUCAUGUAUCUGUGACAACUGCAGCAAGGGCUUCAGCCACAGCUCCACCUUCACCCAUCACCACCCCGCCCACACCAGAAAUAAGCCAUAUGUCUGUGACAACUGCAGCAAGAGCUUCACCAAGAAGUCCACCCUCACCCAGAACAUGCGGACCCACAACGGUGAGAAGCCUUUCUCCUGCAGGAUCUGCAGCAAGAGCUUCUGCCAGAGCUCCAACCACAAAAAGAACAUCCACACCCACACCAGGGACCAGCCUGUGCAAAGCAUCCCCAACCUCAUGGAGGUGGGAGUGUCUGGAGGUGAAGCUGGGUACUCUGUUGCUGGCUGGUAUGAAACCACAACAGUGAGGAAGCAGAAAAAGCUUUCUGUCAUCACGUCGCAGCAGUUCAAGGUCAAUGAGAAAGUUCUUGGGGAGGACAGGAACUGUCCUGGCAUUUACUGGCCAGCCAAGGCAAACAGGGGGCCAACAGUCUGGAAGAUCCUGGGACAACUUGUUAACACAGCUGCCAAGUAG
Molecule: messenger RNA, 1047 nt
Organism: Merops nubicus (carmine bee-eater)
Lineage: Eukaryota; Metazoa; Chordata; Aves; Coraciiformes; Meropidae
Product: zinc finger protein 239-like
Biological process (GO): negative regulation of transcription by RNA polymerase II
Molecular function (GO): DNA-binding transcription repressor activity, RNA polymerase II-specific
Source: RefSeq, a predicted model, not a curated record